UUCCUCCGGCCCAACUUUUGCCUGUCGCUGACGAGCCCCUACCCCUCCUCCCUCCCGUCCUCACUCCGCCGCCGCUGACCUCGAGUUUCUCCGGGCCCUACGCCCACCUCCAGCUCCGGGGUCCGCCCCGCCGCCGCGCUGUCGCGGAGCGUAUUCGAUCCGAGCUCGAGUUCCAGUGCAGCCUUGCCCGAAUUUCCCGGUCGCUAAGUCCAACCCCAGCCCAGGCCUGCUCGACUUCGCGCCCACCGCGAGCUCUCGCUGAUGACCACCGCGCCGUCCCUCUCUCCCUCGCUCUCCCGACUACACUCCGCACGGGCCUCUCCGUUCCCCAAAUCCCCGCUGAGGUCCGGGGCCGGGGUCGCCUUCCCCGCUCGGCCGUACGGACCAUCGCUUCGCCUGAGGUCGCCUGCCAUGGCCGCCAGCGGCGUCGGCGGGAACGGCUCUCCGAUGGCGCCCGAGGACUCCACAGGUGUGUCAUCUAGGUUGGGAGAGGUCAAGCGGGUAACCAAGGAGACAAAUGUGCAUGUCAAGAUCAACCUGGACGGCACUGGUGUUGCCAACUCCAGCACAGGGAUACCCUUCUUGGAUCACAUGCUUGAUCAACUGGCAUCUCAUGGACUGUUUGAUGUAUACGUGAAGGCGACGGGUGACACACACAUUGAUGAUCAUCACUCGAAUGAGGAUAUUGCUUUAGCAAUUGGAACGGCAUUACUUCAAGCACUUGGUGACCGAAAAGGAAUCAACCGGUUUGGACAUUUUACAGCACCACUUGAUGAGGCAGCAGUUGAGGUUAUACUGGAUCUAUCUGGUCGACCUCAUUUGAGCUGUGGCUUGAGUAUUCCUACUGAGAGAGUUGGGACAUAUGAUACACAGCUAGUUGAGCACUUUUUCCAGUCCCUUGUGAAUACAUCUGGGAUGACGCUUCACAUCCGUCAGCUUGCGGGGAACAACUCGCACCAUAUUAUUGAGGCAACUUUCAAAGCAUUUGCCAGGGCGCUUCGACAAGCAACGGAAUAUGACUUACGCCGACGUGGCACUAUACCCAGCUCGAAAGGUGUUCUGUCAAGGUCGUAGUGUCGCAAGACCAAAAACUGGAUGCACGCCAUUCGCCCUCGAAGUGGACAGAUGGACGGUCGCCUACUACAUCUCUGUUGCUACUUGCGCUUGGAGUCCGCUGGGCUUGCAACAAGAAGAGCGUCGAAAUGACCUGCCAUCUUGUCGUCAGGGUUUGUUUAUGUUGCUACCAUUGGCACAAUGUAUCUGCUGACCGCUGCAAUUUCGGCUGUUCCCUGGACCAACCGCUGCUUCGGAUUGCAUGCCUGAAGAUAAAAGGCUGCAAACGACUUGACAUUCUGAAAUUAUUUAUACCUCUGAAAUAUGGAUUUGGCAUCGGUUCACGUGGCGUUGUGCCUGUGAUAAUGGUUUGGCCACUCAAGAGAAUAAAGCAAAACUCAUAGUACUA
This is a messenger RNA of Hordeum vulgare subsp. vulgare (domesticated barley), 1462 nucleotides long. Its product is annotated as imidazoleglycerol-phosphate dehydratase 3, chloroplastic. The coding region runs from base 262 to 1074 and encodes 270 amino acids. The transcript is spliced from 8 exons. The record is from RefSeq and is a predicted model, not a curated record. Gene Ontology annotation, molecular function: imidazoleglycerol-phosphate dehydratase activity. NCBI's taxonomy places the organism in Eukaryota, Viridiplantae, Streptophyta, Magnoliopsida, Poales, Poaceae. Gene Ontology annotation, biological process: L-histidine biosynthetic process.